Phasianus colchicus (ring-necked pheasant) is the source of this 21491-nucleotide messenger RNA. It is a transcript of the gene NEDD9, whose product is annotated as neural precursor cell expressed, developmentally down-regulated 9. Gene Ontology annotation, molecular function: protein binding. The record is from RefSeq and is a predicted model, not a curated record. Gene Ontology annotation, cellular component: cytoplasm; plasma membrane. NCBI's taxonomy places the organism in Eukaryota, Metazoa, Chordata, Aves, Galliformes, Phasianidae. Gene Ontology annotation, biological process: cell migration; cell surface receptor protein tyrosine kinase signaling pathway.
GUGGUUGGCAACCCUGCAUGUAGCAGGGGGUGUUGAAACUAGGUGAUCAUUGUGGUCCUUUCCAACCCAGGCCAGUCUAUGAUUUCAAUAGAAUGAUUCCAUGAAAACAGUAAAAUGAGUAUAUUAACUCAUAAUAUAAUGUGCAGACAUUUUAAUAUUCAUUAUCAAUUAGAAAUUUGAUUACCAAAAGCAAGAAUCUGACAGUAAAAAAACACAAUAUCUUGUUAUUCUUACUGGAAAUGCCUCAGCUGAUGAGUAGGUUAUGAUACUUCACAAAUGAAGAAGAGAGAGUAGAGAAUUUAAUCUUGCUUAUGGACUUCCAUACAGUAAUACCUGCUGCACUCAUCACCAUUUAGAUAUUUAAAUGCUAGAUUGACAGAAACUAUUUGAAACUUAACAGUGUUAAGAAAAUAUUUAGGGACAAGAAUGUUCUGGUAAUAGAUAUAUUGAUAAUGUUAUUCAACAUUAAGCUUCACUGUUAGUGUAACAAAGCUCAGCAAAAUGCACAUAGGUGAGUUUCAAAUUGUUAAAACUGCACACUGAACUGCAAAAAUGGAGCAACAAAAGUAUUGCCAGCUUGAUAGAAAGGUGAGGGAAGUUAUCAUCUGUUUUUGGGAUUCUCUGAGCUUAGAAAGUUAUACUGGAGAUGAACAAGACACUCACAUAGCAGUGCAACAGCCUUGCUGUUACACUCAGUGGUUGCACAGUAACCACAAGGGCUUCCCAGUAGUAGGAACCCUCUUUCCUGGAAGAUUAAAGAGUUUCAAGAGCUCUACAGUUGCACAUAAGGGCUACAAAUGCAUUAAGUACAAAUACUCAGGCUUGUCAUGGGUAUUUUUGGAAGAUGCAGCGCGAAAACCUAAAUAAUGCAGACCUGUGACAGUGAUUGAAUAAAGAAAUAGGUGGAGAAAGCAUCAUGUUUCUUUCAGUGGGUUAGUACAAACACUCCCUGAGCUUGCCAUCUAAAUUUGCAGUCCCAAACUAUUAAGUCUGUAUCUGAUCCAACCUUUUUAUCUUCAGAAAGGGCCAAAAUUUCAUAGUAACACCUCCUCUGGGUAAAACACAGCCUUCUGUUAGGAGGGUCACACAGGGCUUCCAGCCCUACUGGAAAAAUGAUGAGUUGUUGAGGUCAGAAGCCCUUUUGACACAGUUGUAUAUCCCAUUGAAAACCCACACAAAAUCAGACCCAAAAGCAGAUCACUGCAAAACCUCUACUUCACACACAAACCAGAUUUGUGGGUACAAGAAAUCAACCCUAUGCAUAAUGAUCAUUCUUCAGACAUUUUCACUGGAAAAAAGAGAAGCCACUUCAGUGUAAACUAUAUGGUUUUAGGAUUACUAAAAUGUAAUAUAUUGAACUGCUCCACUUAAUUGUCAUUUUUUUCCUUGAAAUCAUGAUUUGUAGCUAGGUGUUGGUUUUAGGGAAAGGACACUUUUUUCAUUACACAGUAGGAGAGUGGGAAUUAUGCAACAAUCUCAAAAGCUUGUUAAAGAUGAGUUUACUAACUGGUUGGUCAAAUAUUUCCCUAGAAUUUCUCUUUGGUAGCAUUUUCAAACCAUGAUUUUAAGGACUUUUAGAUUAUACAGCUACUUAUUUAUUCUCUAAAUGAGACCAUUUCAGCGCUAGUAUUAAAGAAAUAAAUCCAUGCCAAGUACAUUCAGCAGUUCCAGUUUCAUCAAGCAUGGUGAAGCUGUAGAUUUACUAAGGCAUUAGCUUGCAUUAAUCCACUGGCUGAUAGUAGUGGGUAUGGCAGAUACUCCUAGGGCAUGGGUGGAUGUUUUAAUUGCACAGCUGUGCACAACUGAUCAGAUCAAGGCUAUCCCCACUGUCUAGCACAGGAGGUGUCAACUCCUUGCUAUGAAGUGGAAGAAUAUCAUCAAUACUGUGAACUCCUUCUUCAACUUGUGGAUCUAUUGAAAACGUAUCAGGAAGGAGGACAGAAAACUUUUGGUCCUCAUCCAUAAAGAGGCAUGGUCUGUGAAAUAUGAAAGUUUGGAAGAAAGCUUUAGGUGAACUACUACAGCAGAUUUACCCUAGCAUUUGGUUUAGCGUCCCCUAUCUGCAUUUAUUCUACAUGCCUGAGGAGUCUGCUAAGGAUCUCAUAAAUUAGUGAGAAUUGGUUACAGAAACUAGCAUCCGUGAGCACAGUAAGGCCCUCCAAAGCUGCAGAGCACAGACUAGACCUCCUAAGCACUAGUACAGAUGUAGUACAUGUUUAGCAGAUAAAGAGGUGGUGCCAUAUAAGGACUCCUUGUAAAACAUAGCUUUGCAGAUAUGGAGUCAAGGCAGUAAGCAAAGUCUAGUCAGGUACCGUCCAAAGAGGAGGAAAGAGAUUUGUCAAAGUGGCACAUUGUAACACUAUAACAUGAUGGAAAACACAGCAAUGACAACGGGAUAGCAGAGCCCCAGGCUACAGAGUAAGUGAAGAUAAGCUCAAAUGCAGCAGCCAUAGAUGCAAAAACAAAGGAAAAAAACUGCUCACCUUCAGAAAGCCUCACAUAGGCAGAAAUCCCCAGUAAGACACCCUCACCUCCACUGCCAACCCUUAAAUGACUCUGUGAGCUCCGGCCAUUCAAGUGCAUUGCUUGCAGCUGAGCUCUUUUGGUUUGGCUCUGCCUUCCCACCAGGUGCUCAAUCACCGGUUCAGACUUAGCAUUUCUGCUACACACAUUCAAUAUGAGUAGAAGCAAAAGCAAAGAGUAGGGGCCAGCUGUACUAACAACUGCACUGAGAACCAGUACUCUGCAUGUAUCCCUUCGGCCUUCUAGCUGCUGUCUUUUGGCCAUGUAGUAAAAACUUCACACUUGCAGACAGCGUACAUAAGCUUUCGAAAGUAAGGCAGGGUUUGGUGCUCUCAAUACCACCAUCCCCUGCUGAAGCACCCACAAAAUGUCAGUGCUUGUCACCGCUGGCACUGGUACUGUCAGAGUCCAUUUUGAUGCAGCUCUGCUUUGCAAUCUACAGAGCAGGAAAACCACAUCCUUUCAGAAUGUGACCUACUAACUCUCAGAGUGAGGUGUGAUUUCGCUCAAAAAAAAUAAAAAGCCAGAAAGACAUUUUGAAGCUGUAGCUAGCUUAGUGCAGAGAGUAAGAUAUUGAUGCAGAGGUUACUGAAUCAGUAAUGCAUUUAGGGGUCUUUGCUUUUAAGCAUGGUACAAAUUAGCAGAUACAAAUAACAGCUAAAAGGAGUGAUUUCCUUUUACCAUAUCUUUGUGUUCUUCAUGUCUUGCAUGAAAUUAACAGGCUUUUCAGAAAUUCUGGGAGAAAUCAUACUGGCUACUUUGAGCACUGAGAUGCCUGUCUGCAGUGAAUCUUUUUCUGCUCCUUGCUGGACCAUGGAAGAGGCCACUUUUUGUUUACGGGAUAGAAAUGACAGAGGUCAUGGCAGCAUAAGUGAGUAGGCCUUGAAAUUUUACAAUGGAUGAAUUUUCACUUGGCUGAACCCUAGGAAUCAGAAACUGGCCUGGAUUUUUCUACUGCUAUUACUCUGACUACCAAAUCUCUCCCGCUCCCAGAAUUUCUGAAACAAAAUUUUACCUGGAAAGAGCUCAAACAUAUUUUGAAGAGAUUAUGAUGAUUAUUUUAUGUGUUUUCUCCUCUGCGUAUCUCAUUUCUGCCAGCAGAAAUGCAGCUGUGGACAGGGAGAUGCAGGUCUCAAACUCUAGCUCACUGAGCCAGGCUGUUUAGAUAUCUUGGCUAUAAUCCCAACAAAUAUUCAGAGUUUGGAUUCAGAAGGCUCAGGCACCCAGCUCUCAGCAAGCUGCAUGAGGGUGGGCAUAAUGAGGCAGGAUCUAUUGGAAGAGCAGCUAAAUGUCAGCUGAGAUAACCUAAGAUACUUGUCCAUAGAUUCUUUACUUAGGCAACCCAGUCCCAUUCCUGCUGGACCCACAUUUACUUUUGAAAAUCCAUCCCUCAAAUAUUCACAUGCUUAAGUGAACUGAAACUCCAAACCACUUUGAUUUUUAAACAGAAGGAGGACACAGAGCCAAGAGCAAGGAAAAUUUCACUAGUUGCUACCUGUAGCGUUACAAUACAGUCAGGGAUAUACUGGGAGAGAUCCAGAAAAGUACAAGCAUCAUAUAUGUUCCCUGUUGAGCCAUGCUGUAACAGCUGGGUAUCCAGCUAUCCUUGCCACUCAGCUCAUGGCUGCCUGCACUGCAGCUGCUAAGAACUUUUUGUGUCAUAAUCAAUAAGUCACUAAGUGCCUUGGUCUCCUUCCUGCAAAAUACCGAUGAUGAUUCUACCACAGCCAGCAUUUCAGAGAUUGCCAUCAUACAGCAUGUACCAGAGAAAAAUCUGUAAGCUUUCCUUUAUUUCCCUCUUUUAAAAAGCACACCUAAACCAGCUUCUUCUCCUGUGCUUCUUUACACACAUCAGUCACAGCUGUAGUCCAGAAGGGAGUUCAUAUUGACAUCUCAACGCUUGUUUUCUAACCUCACCUGGUACAAAAGUGGCAUGCUCUGCAAUUAAUUCUCUUAUGAAAUUUUGAAGGGAAUUAUUAGAGUCAUGACUAGCAGGAAAGGAUUUCAAGAGAAAACCUCUAAUAAGGAAAGCAUGAUAUGAGCAAAAAACCCUUCAAAUUAAUUGAACAGAAAUCAGCCAACCUGAAGAAAAUCACAAACUGUUUGCAAGUGAUGAAGAGAGAUGCAAAAUUCAUCACUCCAUUCAGCUCUGAAUUCUGAAACUUGACAGUGUUAUAAAAAGAAGAUCCCUGAUUAGAGAGGAAGUAGUUCCUGCUUGAAGGCUAGACUCACUUUUAAAUUGUCUUCCCAUGCCCUAACUUUUCCAUAUCUAACUACAUCAUUCAUGGUGAGCAUCUAGAGUUCAUCUAUUUGGAUUUAUCUACACAUAGGAAGUUAGAAUUAUUACCUUACACAUAUGAAUGCAACUGUCACCUACUCCAACAUAAGCUUUAUCAUUUGGACUGGUCCCAGCGGCAGUAAUCACUCAUAAAACUGAGCAGCUUCAGUACAGCUUGUGGGUUCUCAACACCACCAAGGUCUUGCACAAAUUAAAGACAGAUGUGGUCUUCAGCAUGUAUGGCUAGUUUAAUCAGUGGUUACAGCACAUGUAUCUAUAAAAAUGACAUGCCUGACAUAAUUUAGAUUAUCUGGGGAUGUGUAAUUACUAAUAAUACAUUGUAGCUCUAGAACCACAACUAGAUAAACAUGUCACAUACAUGCUUGUUUUUGUUUUCUAAAAUGCAGAGCAAGCUCUGCAAGAGAAAACAACAAACAUUAAGGGCUGGCUGAAAACUGUCCAGGGCUGCAGGGGGAAAAAUGCUUGUCUGCAUCAGGUGUCUUUCAUUGUAUGACUGCACAGAAAAAGAUGUAAACACACUUUUUAUUUACUGAGGUAUUUGGAUGAAGUAACGAUAAAAGCAGUAACAGAUAUAAGUUCACAAACUCAACUCUUCUUGUUUGUUUGUUUGUUUGUUUGUUUUCCUGUAAAGACUAAAGUAGUGAAAUAACCACUGUUAACCUCAAAGAAUAGGACUGAGGUCAGCAAACAGAGCAGCCUAAAAGCCUGAGGGAUGAGGGCAGGAGGAGCAAUUGCCACUCAUCAUAUGAAUGGCAAGCAAAGAGAAAAGCAGAUUUGACCUUUCAGGGAGACCUGGAAACAGCCCCAAGAACAGUGGUCAUUAAAACAAAACAAAACAUACAAAAAGGCAUUAAGAAAACCUCACUCCAAUAGGAAGAGGAAGUGAUUUAAGGGGAUUAGCUCCAGAAAAAACAAAGCUCCACUCUUCCUCAGAGUGCUGAGAACUCCCAGAAAUACUCUUCUAUAGCACUGAUGGGGCUGUGAAAAUGGACAAACGUUGGCAACCACUCAACAAAUGAUAGUAAUGGGAGGUGACAUCUCUGGACUUCAACCAGCUAGCACACAAUUGUCUCAUUUUCAUGGGGUGUCAGAUUAGAUUUAGCCUUUAGCACUUUCCUUGUUAUGUGCCGUUUACCUCCUUUCUAGAGCAGAACACAGAACAUUUACAACUCUACGCUGACUUUGACCUGCAAACACAAAUGCCAGGCUACAAAAACGAGAGCUGAAUCAUUUAUUUUCCCAUCUGUGACCUUUCUACUUCCCUUUCAUGUCACUUUGUUUCUUUAUGAGUGGCUCUCAAGCAUCUACAUCCCAGAAGCAUUUGAGAAGAUUCAGUAGAUUUGUACUUGGUGAACAGGAGCCUUUCACAAUGGGCAAAACAGAGUUCCCAUUUUCUGACAGUCCUUCUUCAACAACCAUAACAACUACAAAAACUACAACAGCCUGGUAACCUGUUUAUCGAAAUCAAACUGAAAUGCCCUCAAUUCUUGGGAUGUCAGAAGCAAACAAACAUGCAACACUGUCAUGGCUAUCAGCUAGACAUCAGUUUUGCCUUGGCACUUUACGGCUGGGAGAGCUGACAAAGUCUUCUCCGUCUUGAGACUAAACACACGAAGUCUCAGAGCCAUAGCCAAAUUCAAGUCAGGUUUGCUAGAUCAGGAUUACUCAAAUGCCCUCAUGCUUUCACUGAAGUGUUCUGCUGUACAAACCCAACUCCUCAGGAUUACUUGCCAUAAGACCAGAGAAUUCAAAAGCACUGAUGCUUUUCUGAAGCUGAUUUUCAGAUCCCAAUGUUUUCUGCAUCAACACAAAAAAUUUCAGUCCCUUGAUCUUCAAGUUUUUUCAGAUAUUUAAGCUUUAAAAUGAGAUGGAUUUUAUGGACUCAAAAAUGGGCUAAAGAUAAGGUCUAUGGAGUUGGCUUGCAGACUUCAGAGUUUGAAUCUGAGACUCAACAUAGAGUAAUUGUAGAGAUGGAGAGAAAAGAAAGGUAUGAAAAUGAAAGCAGGCAAUAAAAUUUCCAGGUAGUUUAGAUACAUGGGGACUUCUAGAGAAGAGGUAUGGGUAUGACUAGCAUCUAGUAUUGGUAUGGUUAGACAUUAGACUAGAUCUGAAUUAGUCUGAAUUAUCAUAGAAGAGAUGUCUAAUGCUACCUACUUCUGCUCAAGCUGGAAAUACCAGAAAAAUUCCCUUUGCUUGUGGUAUUUUGGCACUUCUGGGUUCAGUAUACAGAGAUGAAAAAAAAACAAAUUACGGAAAGGCUUGAACCAGAGCUCCAUCCAAAACCCUUGAGAGCACGUUACAUCUUUGGGUUGAGUUCCAUGGAAGAUGGAUGCAGGAUGAAGAAAAAAAAAGUUAACACCUUCUUCUCAAAACCUUCAAAAAAACAACUGUCCUGACUACAGUUUUCUUGUGGAAGUAGACAAAGACUCAUCAAGGAUCCAGUUCAGCAAAGCACACAUGCAAAUGAAAGCACAUGCAUAAAGCAGUGCUGAGCACAUGCGUAAAGUUAAGCACAUGUCCAAUGGAAUUGUUGAAUACAGGACUUAGGUUUUAAUCCCUAGCAUUCAUUUCCCAUUUAGACAGACUUUUCAGGGAAAGAAAAGGGAUUAAAAAAAAAAAAAAGAGGUAUGUUUAGCAAGAUAUUUUUAGAUAGAUUUUUAAUGGAAUAUUUGUUAAGCUUUCUUCCACCCCAGCUCUCCCCUAACCGCUGUCUGGGUUUUGUAUGUGUUUUUUUAAUGGUUAGUAAUGCAUCAUAGUAUGGCUGCUGUUUAAAUGUUUUUCUGAAGAAUAAAAAAAAAAUGUAGUCUGUGCUUAAGAAAAGUGGUUUGGCACAAACUGGACGUUUUCAAACAUCCAUUUACCAGAUGGAUCACUUUGUUCAAUUACAAAGAAGAAAGAUGGAAAAAGAGUUGAAAAUCGAAUGGAAUGUUCCUAAGCACACAGCAUUGUUUACUAUCUGCAUAUCUCCUGGCAUCUUGUGAGAAACUAUCAGUAAGCUCUUCAAAAAGCCUGCAUUUUUUUCACAAUAGUAAAAAAGGCAGUAAAUAUAUUUUUUACAAUAGCCUGAUGGAAAAAUGUGCUAAAGUAUUUCUAUAAAUCAAAUGUAGCAGCUUGGCAUUAGCUCUGAGGCAGUAAAUUUAGUAAAUUAGGACCAGAUGAUUUUAAAAUAGAAUCUUACAUAACUUUCUGGUGUGAUAUAUAUAUUUAUUUGAUUUAACAAAAGUUUGUCUGUCUUCAUAAAGUUAUCCUGGCUGCUACCAGAAUGCAAUUUGAUCUUUUAGAACCGCAUUUUUUGUUAUUUACCAAGUGUGAAAUGUUUCAAAUAGCAAAGUAAGGAAGGUAACAGAUUUUUCAAAAGGCAGAAAAGGGUAUCAUCUGUACUGAUCCUCACUAGGUGUGAGGUACUUUGGAUCCCUAAUGUUCCUAUCCUAGUAAGAGACCAUUUCUCUCUCAUUAAGUCAAUUAAUAACAGUCUGUUUCUCUACCCAUCUUCCUUUUCUUGCUUUUUUUUUUUUUUUUUUCCCACAAAUUUAAGUAAAUGUUUCCCUCCGUUCCUCCAAACAGUGGUUCUUGUUCCUUUAAAUACAGAUUGGUCCAACAGACUUUUCUUUCACCCAUCUGCUCAGACUAGGACUCAGCAUAUGAGAUCUUUGCAUUUCUUCCAGCUUUCUGACUUUUGAUCUGUCUGUACCAGAAGACCUAUCUCUGAGAAAAGAGGAAAAUGAAAUGAUAAGUCAUUUUAGUCAAAACCUUUUGACCCUGUCUACGUGUACACACCUGAAAACUGCUCUCCCAGCACAUCUUUGACUCUCGUGUUUCUGAGCCGACAUUUCCACCACUAGAUAGUCAUGUUUGAUCAUUUCUUGUGCUCUGGGGAGAGGGGAUUGGGUAUGCACAGCCCUCUCAAUCUUCUUUUUCCAUGAAGACUCAUCCAUACCAUGAUCUUCAUUGGAACAAUAGCUUCUGGAACACCACUGUGGAACCAUUCCACAGUAGCUGGGAGCCUUUUCAAAAGCCUUGCUUUUCAUAGAAAGAGCGGUCCUUUUACAGUGCCUAUUUACUGACCAGAGAAGCAGAGCCAACACACUGCCUCAAAACUGUGAAGCAAAAGGACAGCCUCACUAACACCCUGACAUAUCCAAGAGUUUUAUAGCAAUGGCUUCCAGACAUACAUACUUCAGGGCUUUAUGGCACAAAAAAUGAGCUAUGCCUCUUCUUGGAAAGUCGUUUUAUAAAAGCCAUACAACUCCCAGAAAGGGCUGAACUGUGAGGAGGUGGGGAGUCAAAUCUUCAUGUCAGCCUCAUGACUCAAGCCCACAUUAGACUUCAGAAGCAGACGUGAGUCAAUCAGGAUGUGUGGGAAAAGUCCGACCCAGAGGGUAAAGACAGAAAAGAGAACGUAGAUGCUGAAGGAGAGAUCAGGAAACUGAUAUGUGCAGCCUUCCCUUCACGUAGCCUGGAGACAGGUGCUUCUAUCAGCUCAGCCAGUGUCAGUAUCCAGCCUGAAGUCAGUGAAAGAAUAACAGUGGUGGAUACAUGUGACAGCUGAGUUAUCUGCAGUGCUGCCUCCCUCCGCAGAGACAAUCUGCUAAGAGGAGCCAAUUAAGUCAAAGCCAAAGCUUGGGGUGAUGUGUUGUGUGAGCCAAAUCCUGGUCCCAAUGAAGUCAAAGGAAGUUUUGCCAAUGGGAACACACUUUGUCCUUUUCACCCCAUCUUUGGCUACCCUAUUGCUGGAAGCAUUCAGAGUGCAUGAACGACAGCAAUGGAAAAGAAAAGGAACACAGUUCCCACGUUCCUUCUCUUCUAGUAUUGUUUCCUGAGAAUCCUGCAACACAAAGUAAGGCAAUGAUCUUUUCUUUAGAUGACAUUGGACUGAACUGCUUGUUAAAAAUAACAGAAGAGGAGGAGGGGUUUGGAAAUCAGUCAUUUUCCUUUAAGGAAUGAUUUUGGGAGUGCAGACCAUAAACAGAUGGCAGCAAAGAUAACCAUUUUUGGCAGUUUUGUGAAGAUUAAAAUUUGCACUGAGGAUGAGAUGAGAGUUGAAACAGCAACACCCAAAGAGGAGAAAAACACAAGUCAGUGUGAGAUAUUUCACGUGCUUUUCUCUGUUAAGGCUAUCAACGAGUCUCCACAAAUCUGGCUGAAGCAAAAGAAAGGAAAGACGCUCACUUUCCUAUUACAUAUUUUCCCUCCAAACACAUCCAAAAGAAGCAAAUUUCCCUAAAAUUCCUCAACCCUCAAAUCACCCCCAGGCCAGGACCUCAUGGGAAGCUCAGUGAUAAAGGCAAAACAGGACUUUCCCCUUCAAACUGAUUUUUUUUUUUUUUUUAAUCCCCAAUUUGCAUUUUAUUUGAUUUUCACUUUUGAUUCCCUUCCUCCCACUGAAACGAACUGGUUGCUGGUAAGGGGCACUACCAGAGAAAAUGCUUUUGGUGCUAUGAAAGGCUGGUUGACGAGAGGUGGAGGAAAGGAGAAAGUGAGAAUAUACAGUACAACACAUCAGAUCACCUAUGCUAAAAUAAGCAUGAGAAACAUUCAAGAGGAGGUUCUUAAAAGCAGAGACCAAAAAAACCACAGGCUUUGCAAUCAAAAUGGACACAGUUGCCUAGUCCAGUCAAAGGACAAUUACUUGGACUGUGUGUAAAACUGAUGGGUACUUUAUAAUCAGAAGGAACUGCAUUUUAGGGGCAGUUCUGAAUUUUUGCCAAGCUGAAGUAGUAUGCAUUCUGCCAGUUAGGGAGAAGGAUAACCUUCCACAUUUAAUACUCAGCUCUAGAGUUUCGCCCAAACUGGGUAAUGUUCAGAUUGGAAGCCUAGGCAAAGAUCUGAGCUUUUCAAUGCUAACACUCUGACUAACUGCAUGAAGAGCUUAACAUGCCUAAGUUACAGGGAAAUUUCUUGUCUGAGGCAAUUCUAAUUCUCCAUUCUUUUCAUCUAAAACUAGCUAUGAUGUCUAAGCAUAUCUUCCUCCUGAGCAAUCUCCCUGUAUGAUAUCUAUCAUAUGUCACGGACACAACUGUGAACUAGAGAGAACAGAAGUCUUUUGCAGCCUCCAUAGUUGUGCUAUUUCUCAUCUUUUCUAAGAAAAACAAAAAAAUGCCUCUUUUGGCAUCAGUAGGUUGAAUGGCAUGCAUGCCACACGUCUGGAAGCAAGCCUGUAUAUUUUAACUCAUGUAUUAAAAACAUUCAGUGCCAGAAGGGAAAAUAAAGGAGCGUAUUCUACCAGCACAACUGUUAAGACUGUUUUGUUUGUUUGGGAAAUGAAUAAGCCUUUUACGGUAUCUCUGGAAGGAAUAGGCCAGUGCAUGCUGCAUCCUGACAUUCUUUUCUGUCUCCAGCCUUUCCAAAAUACCUUACAUUCUUCUUGCCUCCUCAACACCACCAGGUCCUAGGGUGCUAGGAACCCAGUUUGCCACUGUGCUGCUGCUUUUGUGAAGGGCAGAAAUUGCCUCCAGUGGCACCAGUUUCUGCCAUCUCUCACACCCAACAGUACUGAUGUUCCCAAGGCUCCUACUUGUUUUGGCUUCUCACAGUACAGGUGGCAGCUCAGUUCCAAUUCCUGCCAUCUUCCAGAAAUUCUUGCUCAUGCUGCUCAGGAUGCGAAUCCCUUCGGCGAUCCCCAUCCACACGCUCUGCUCUGCUGGGUUAGCUAUGCUGCACGGGCCUGGAUGGGCUGUUUUCCUCCAUCCUCAUCUGCAGUCAGUACUCAGCCUUAGAGUAGAGAUAAAUGUCCUUUGUUUUGAUUUUGCAUUCUCUCCUUUCCUUUCCCCAGAGUGAGAUGGGUCCCUCAUGCUGUUUUAAUAGCGAUUCCACUGUUUCCCUUUCCCAUGUUCAUUUCCUCCUGAAAACCUGACUGCCUGGUUCAAAUAACAAGUGGAAAUUGCAGCAGUAUUUAUUUUCAUACUUUAUGUUAAACUGGAAUAGAUUUUGAAUUUUUUUGUUCACCAGAUCAGGCUGGUAGCUUAGUGAUAACCCAGUGCCAGAAUAUCUAAACCGCAAUUGCCUUCCAUGAUUUCUCAGGCUAACAAAGGCUGGAUUCAGUUUUAAAUCUUUUGGGUGGGAGGACACCAAUGUGUUUCUUUCUGGCUGGCAUUUGAAGCAAAACAGAGGGGACAGAGGGAGCUGCAUUUAUUCUCUUUAUCUGAAGGAGGUUCAAUAAGCAGGGCCUUGAUGGUUGACUUACAGAGUUAAGCGAGCGAUUCCUAACAAACACCACAUAAAAUGCCCUUCUUGAGAAUGUUAACAGCUUUUGUGCUUUAUUAUAAAAAGGAUGUGGGAUGCCUUAGUUCAUAAAUGUUAAAGGAAAUGUAGAAUUAUAGGCCAAGGCAAGCGAACUCAUGCUGCAGUUUAAAGGCUAUUUAAGCAGAAUGGUAUAGUCGCAUUUAAAAAGAUAGUUAACAUUUUUUAAUUAACAUGUUUUACUAACAUUUUUUCUUCCACAAUCUGACCCUUGCAUUUAAAUCUGAUCAUGGCAAGGAUCACUGUCUAACCUUGUGCCAUUAGGACAGACUUCUGCUACAGUUAUAUGAAAUAAACUGCUUGCUUGAAAAUAUUUCCUUCAUUAGUCAGAGGAAAACAGAGCAGAUUUUGUUUUGAUCUACUGAAAUGCGAAAUAUUGCCUUCUCUGGAUGAGAAUGAAGUCUUGUUCUCCUUAUCUCCUCCUAAGAUGGGAGAGGUAGCCUUUCUGUCCACACAGACAUAGAACUCAGCCCACGUCAGUGGUGAAUUUUUGUCAACUUUCUUUUCAGGAAACAGCAGCAUUUCAUCUUCUUUUCAUAGAUUUCUCCAAGCAAGCAAAUUCCACCAUUCUGUAUACAAAACUGUUCUAUACUGAAGAAAUUCUCUCCACUGAAUACCAGCUGAACCAUUCUGCAUAGUAUUAUAUAGGUGAUGGGACCAAGAUUGAUUAUCAAGGCUCUCCUUGGUUCAUGAAGUGCAGUGAUAUUAUAACUAAAUUAAUUUUAAUCCUAAUCCCCUGGCCAACUAUCACAGCAAGAAGUGAUGCAGAUGCUGCACAACAACCAAAGGAUAGCUGAGGCUUUGUGCAGGAAAAAAAAGAUCACUCAGUGCUUCCAAAACACCAGGCUCACAGACCCUUCCUGAAAAGGCUCUCUCAACUGUGAGGGAGACACUCUGCUGUGCCUCUCUUUUCCUAGGUUGUGUCAUGGGGAAAGCGGAACAAGGGAGUUUUGUUUCAGUAACCUUUCAGAGCAGGAUAUCUGUCUCGUGUUCAUCUCCUAUCAGUUGUCACAGGGUGAUAGCUGGCUGAUUUGUUUCAAUGGCUGUUCCCCUCCCAGCCUGGCCCACAGCUCUGUUUCAUGUUGUACACUGAGGGCUGUGUGGUAAGAACUGAUCUUGGCCAAGCACCCCUUGUGCUGCAGGGCCAUUUCACCUGCUGACGACCCCCAGACACUUCAAAUAUACUCAGCUGGCAGUUUGGAGGGCACAGAGAGGACUCCACAUCAGUGGCACAGCAGGCAAUAAAGCAAGCAAUAAGCUCACCAGGGUGGUGUGUGAGGAGACACUGGGUUGCCCAAAUGAGCAGAGAGUAAUAUUAAUUUGCCCUCAGCAAAAGCAAAGAAACAAAGGCCAUUGAUGCAGGCACAAGGCAAAGUCACAGAACCUAUUUACUACUCCACUGAAAUUGCAGCAGCAUAAAAUAUGAGGCAGUGAUUCAAUUCAUUUCUGGGCUGUGAAGCAAAAAGACACAUUACAUGAAUUGCCCUCCUGAGAACUUCAAUAGGGCCCCCUCGUUAUAAAUCCUGGCAGCAUCGUUCAAGUUGCCUCUACAACACAGACAUCAGCAGAGCCAGGUCUUGGCUUCCUCACCAGCAUGUUCCAUUGUAUAAUUUAGCUGAUUAUCCAAGGCAACCAAUUUAAAACUUCAUAAGACUAUGCCUGAAAUACAAUAUUACACAGUAAAAGCAACAACCAUCAACAAGGUCAUCGCAGAAAGCAAAGUGCUUGCACUAACCACAGACAUGUACUUUCCACAAUCAUCACUUUCUAUAGUAACACGCCAAGGUUAGAGGAUCAUAUUUACAAAUCUCUCUUUCAAGGCAUAUCUAAUUCCUGAUAUUCACGAUAGACCGGGGAGCUCCGCCACGCUGCGAGCUCUGCUACGUGUAACUAAGAGGGAAUAUUUCACCCUUGGGGAAAUUAAAGACCCACUCAAAGAGCAAAGAAAAGCUGUGGUUGUAAAUGGAGGAGGUGAGAGAGGGAGGAUGCGUGAGUCAAAUGAGCAGUGGGGUUUUACCACGGAGGCGGUGUGAGAUGGCAAUCUUUUUUCCUCCCUGUGAAAUACUAAUUACGACUAUAAUGUAUAGCUAUCAGCAUCAAUCGGUUUUGGGAUAUGAUGCCCAAAAUUUCAUUCCAGUAGCAUAUAAUUAAAAGUUUUUAAUGUGAGCUAUGGAGAGCAGUACAUGCAAAACAGCAAAUACAAGGGAACAACCCAGCCGGAAUUUUACAUUCACACAUCUGUUACCUCGUAUUAAAAUCAGUCAGGGACACUUCAAAUACACCAAAAGCAAAACAAGCUAAAACAAAAGCAAGUGGCACACCUUCUCAAUUGUGCUUAGUUUGAUUGUAAAGCCCUUCAAAAAAGGGAAAACACCAAUUACAUGAAAAGUAUCAGCACUGGUAGGAUGACUGGAAAACAGACGCAUUCCGCAUAAAAACAUAGAUUAAGUCAGAAAUAUGAUUCUACUUUUCUUGCUUUUGUCUCUAAUACUUACCCAGUCCUUAUUAACGUGCUUUUACAUCCUUUAAUGCAUUCAUCUUCACGACAAUGGUGCCAGAAAGGGAGGCUUUCACAUUAAGAGUUUAUACAUUAAGAGAUGAUACAGUCUUUAUCCAGGGAAUGGGAUUUGGGUGCCAGUCCAACACCACGCUACCACUUUGGCCACUGCAUUCUCUGCCCUUCGCACAAAUACCCUAGGAGAAAUUUUUAUCCAUUUUUAUACACUCAGAAGAGUGUAAGCAGUCAACGUGAGGCCAAGGAGCCAGCAAAGCCAUGGCACUGCAUAGGGACCGGGGAUCAAGGAUGGUCACAGAGCGCAUACUUGAUGAACUAUCAGGGCAUGUGCAGGCAGGAAAACAGUACUGAAAAAGAAACACCAGUGAACACGUACAGUACUUAUUUUAUCCUAGAACGACAGAGCGGAGAAGGAGAUUACAGAUAAAAGUAUUGCAUUCUUUAGAGGCUCUGAAGCCAUGUCAGCAAUAGGAUCCCUCUCUAGGGGAUUAGUCGCGUAAGAAUGUAAGGAUAUCACUGUGCCACGGAAUGAAGUUAUGUUUGCGGUCCGGUAGUGGAAGAUUAUUCUUUGCUGUUUGUCCUUAGGCCACUAGAAAUAGUCUUGAGUCCAUCUGCGACCUAGAAAUGUUGGCUAAGAGGCAGCCUGGGCAAAAAGGAGAGAAUUUACUUCCCAACAGCCAUCUCUAGAUCACUGAGGCGGCUGAGGCCAUCCGUCCUCUGGUGUCUAACUGAUGUUUAAACACACAAAGCGAGCGCUGGACGUUUUGACUCCAGUGGCAAGAAAGAUCAGUUCUGAGGGACGCUUCCAGGGCGCUUUGAGCAGAGAUCUGCCAGCGACGGGUGCCACAGACAGAGGCCUUUUGUUCGCGCACAGCACGAGCCGCCUCGGCUUCACGACCACGCGCGCUUUUCCACGAGUCGCCCAGCCCCGGCCCGACGGGGCAGAGCGGCGGAGCGGCAGAGGGCGGGGCCGCCUCUCCGAGAACGUCCAAUGGGAGAGCGCUAUGCAAAUGAGCGGUGUAGCCUGGCGGCGGGGCGGGCGGCGCGGCGAGGAGAGGCGCUGGCGAUGCGGCGCUGAGCGGAGGGUGGCGGGGCGUCCCGGGCUGCAGCCAUGAAGUACAAGAAUCUUAUGGCAAGAGCUCUCUAUGAUAACGUCCCCGAAUGUGCAGAAGAGUUGGCCUUCCGCAAGGGAGACAUUUUGACCGUGAUAGAGCAGAACACCGAAGGCCUCGAAGGAUGGUGGCUGUGCUCCCUCCAUGGCCGGCAAGGCAUUGUUCCAGGCAACCGCGUGAAGCUUUUGAUAGGUCCAGUGGUACAGGACAGUCCUCCCAGCCAGGAUAUGUCCAAUUCAGGACUGACGCAUCAAUCCUUCAACCAACAAAAGAUCUAUCAAGUGCCAAGCUCACAUGCCUCAGCACGGGACCCUGUCUACCAGGUGCCUCCUUCCCAUAUGAAUCAGGGAAUUUACCAAAUACCCACUGGUCACGGUGUAGCAGGGCAAGAUAUCUACCAAGUGCCACCUUCCACGCAGAGAUGCCUUGACGGUCCACCUCUGACUAACAAGGUAGUAACUCCAGUCAGGUCAGGACAAGGUUAUGUUUAUGAAUUCCCUUCCAAAUACCAGAAGGAUACCUACGAUAUCCCUCCCAUUCGCCCUCUCCAGGGGAUAUAUGACAUCCCCCCCACAUCAGCGAAGGGGAUUGCACAUCCAGUUCCCACUGGAGAUGCAAAAGCUUUAGGAGUCUACGAUGUACCACCUACCAAAGGAAUGUAUGCUACACCCCCGUCUGCAUGCCGAGAUGAUGCAGGCCUGAGGGAUAAUUUGCAGGAUUUUUCUUCUCCAGUGGGGCAUAGUGCAAGACAAGAAGGAGUGUAUGAUAUUCCUCCUCCUAUCACCAAAGCAACUGGGAAAGAACUGAUUAAGAAAUACUCUUCUGAGGGCCUUGUGUUGACUGAUGGAGCGCCACACAAACAGAGUGUUUAUGACAUCCCUGUAAACCAUCAAAACCAUUUUCUUGGACAGCAAAUUGCACCUCAGAAAGAUGUUUAUGAUACCCCGAGGGGAAUUGCUUUCCCAGGACAACAGACAGGACUCAAUGAAAGUCUAGCCUCCGAGGGAAGAGAAGGUGUCUAUGAUGUGCCACCACCAAUGCUCCAAGACACUAAAGGCUUACAAGAUGUGACUGAUGGGAUGAAUAGGUUGUCUUUCUCUAGCACGGGAAGCACAAGGAGUAACAUGUCCACAUCUUCAACAACAUCAAAGGACUCUUCCUUCUCAGCAUCAACUGCACAGGACAAAAGACUAAUCCUUGAUCCAGACACUGCUAUAGAGAGGCUUUAUCGUCUUCAGCAGAUGGUGGAGACAGCAGUCAAUAACCUCAUGGCCUUCACUACAGCAGACUGGCGGUCUUACAGCUAUAUGGAGAAACACAUCAACGAAAUUCACACUGCCGUGGAUAAAGUAGAGCAGUCACUGCUGGAGUACCUUCAGUUUGCAAAAGGAUCAGCAGCCAACGCUUCCUUUCUCUCUGAGAUCAGCCUCCAUAACAAAAUGAGGAGGGAGGUGCAAAGGUUGGAGGACUCUCACCAGAUCCUUACCCAAACCAGCCAUGACCUGAACAGCUACAACUGGUCUUUGAAUGUUCUCGCUGUCAACAGACUGCAGAACAAGUGCGAUGACCUGGAUCGGUUUGUUAUGGUGGCAAAGACAGUGCCAGAUGAUGCCAAGCAACUGACCACCACCAUCAGCGUCAAUGCAGAGCUCCUGUUCAAACAGGGGUCAGGCAGCUCACGUUUCAGGAGCGUCCCAGAGAAUGUGAACACUCCUGAGUAUGCAUAUAACAGUCCUCACAUGCAGCAUCAUGGAGAAAAAACACAGAAUCACUUUAGUUCUCUUCCUCCUUUCCUGAGUAAAGGUCAACAACCUCACAAUAUUGCUAACGAGAGCUCAGAAAAAAGCUGGAUGGAUGACUACGAUUAUGUUCACUUACAGGGGAAAGAAGAAUUUGAAAGGCAACAGAAGGAACUACUAGAAAAAGAAAAUAUCAUCAAGCAGAGCAAAAUGGAGCUAGAACACCAUCAGAUCAAUCAGUUCCAGCGACUGGAACAGGAGAUCACAAAGCCUGUGGAGAACGACAUUUCGAAAUGGAAGCCACCUCAGGCCCUCCAGACUGCCAACAGCACUAUUGCCUCCCACGACAGACAACCGCUUUUGUUCUAUUCUGACCAAUACGAAACUCAUUUCAAUUCCCUCCUGAACACCAUCGAUGCCUUUUUCAGUUGUGUCAGUGCUUCACAGCCCCCCCGGAUCUUCGUUGCUCACAGCAAACUUGUCAUUUUGAGUGCUCACAAACUGGUGUUCAUCGGGGACACGCUCACGAGGCAGCUGACAUCCCAGGACAUACGCAACAAGGUGCGCAACUCCAGCGACCAGCUGUGCGAACUGCUGAAGAGCAUCGUGAUGGCUACCAAGAUGGCAGCCUUGCAUUACCCACACACAGCAGCACUGCAGGAGAUGGUGAACCGAGUGACAGAGCUGUCCUACCACGCACAGCUGUUCAAACUCUCGCUCAUCCAGAUGGCAUCUUUAUGAAACACAGCAGAACCCAACCCGUGAACGGCGAAAUAUCAAAGAAACUGGAGUGGUUUUAUGUGAACAUCACCCUUUAUGGUGUGUAGAUAUUUUAUAUGAAAUGCUUUAAAUACGUUCUUAUGAGUUAGAGAAUCUAACGAAAUCAGGGAUCUGGGAAAAUAUCUGGCUCUGUAUUAUGUUCCUACUAUACAGUUAGUCCUGUAUACCCUCCAUAUAUGUAUAUGUUGCUACACUCUUUAAAACAUCAUUAAGCACCUUAAAAAGUAUGCGUCGGGUAAGCAGUGCAUAUCUUUUGUAUAUACUGCUAUUUCUUCAGUAUAUUUAACUGGAUGCUGCACUCAUCUUGAUUCAUUCCAUCUUAAUUUUGGCACAUGGACUCGGUUGUGAAACCUGCUUGUAGCAAUCCAUGAAUCAUAAUGGUUCUCAUAGAACCCCUUUCCCUUGUUAGAAAUUACUAGGUUAAUUUCAUUAACUCUUCAUGCUGUUAUUUUGUUAUAUAUAGAGGAUACAUUCAUUCUGAGUAGCAUACAUGUACAGCUGCUGCAAGCAACAGUCAAAGCAUAUGGUAUUUGGGAGAAAAGCAUUUUAAGGCCAUACAAGGCCAUGUAAGAAGCAGAACCUUCUAAAAAGGAAGGAAUUGUAUAUUUUUGUUAUCUCAUGGCAUUUAAACUUUGCUGUUUCUAAUAAUCGUAAAGAUAAGUUUUCAAAACUCCAAGUCUUAGCAACAUGAAUUUACAUGUUUACCUUGUAUAUCCUUGCAUUGGCAAUUAAAUGUAGCCAUUGUGCUCACUGUGGACUCAGUUAUCCUGAGAAAAUUAUUUGGGCUCAUCUUUGAGGUGGCAGAUGUGUAACAUCUUAAAAUACCAAUCCCUCCAAAAGCACUGAAUAAGGAUCAUCAUUCAUAUGGGAAGAAAAUAACUGAAUUUGAAAUAUUAGAUAAUUAAACAUCUGUAUAGAGCAUACUGAGUUUAACGAAGGAAAAAAAGUGCAGUUUCUAAGAUAUUCCUGGUAAUUAAUUGCAACCACCGCAAAUUUGUCUUCUAUUCAAGUACUGGGCUUUUUUUCCCCAAAAAACUUGUUCCAGAGCUACUGAUCCUUCUGCACUACAUUGUUGCCAGAGAUGACCUCCUGUCUUAAUGAGGUCACUCCAUCAGUAGGGUACACAAUCCCAACCUGUAACUUUUAACUUGGACCCAUAAAAAACUAUACAGAGUUGCAGGCUCUUUUACAAAUUCUCUAUAUGCUGAGUGCUCCAAAACAUGCAUCAGCCUGUUUUUCUUGCUUUCCUUUUUGAAUUCCCUAAAAUUAAGUCCUGGAACACCAACUGUCCAUGGUCUCAAACUAGAAGACUAGCUUAGAUCACUGGAAAUCACCUUGGAAGGAGAAAUACAACUGGCUUCUGAUAAGUCAGGGUAGUCCUGCAUUGAUACAUUCGGACUGCACAAGAGCACCAAGAGAACAGGCACUUCUAACUUUGUAAGCUUCCUUGAUCACAUCUAAACACGUGCCUUACUGCAGUGGGAUUUGUUGCCUUGAAACAAAACCAUUCCAGCAGUGUGUGAUAUUUUACUGCCUUAAUACGUCACCUCAGAGAGAAGACUGGUCUUAGCUGCCAUCCCAUCGCUUCCCAAGUCUGCAGAAGGUCCCCAGCAAGGCCUGGAGAUAGGAGGUAGUGCAACUGCAGCAGCACCAAAGUCAGCCCUAGUGCCACACACUGGCUGUCUUACUGUAACCAACAGCCAACUGCCAAAAACCUGAACCUACUUUGUACUUUUGCUGUUUGGGAUUGCUUUGGUUUUCCUUGUUCAUUUUUUCAUUGUAUAUUCUUAGAAACUGAGAAGGCGUUUUGAAGCUUACCUGUUGUGUCAGUAGUUUGUGCUUUCAAAAAGAGAACAUUAAUCAUAAGCCCAUAGUACAGUUUGUUAUUUCGUAGAGUCAUUUUAAAAUCAUUACAUGUCUAGGUUGGUUGGUUGUUGUUUUGUUUUUUUUUUAAAAUAAAAAAGCCAACAUUUGGUCUUACUUUUUCUUGCUUUUACUUCUAACGUGUGCUGAGUUGAGCACACGAGGCUCCAGACAGCACCUGAAACAACCACACGGCUCUAAGGAUGAUGAUCUUUUCCAAACCUUAUUUCCCCGUUUCCCUGUUGUUGAGGCAGUCCUCCUGUCAAACACCAUAGAUGUGCGAGGAACAGCAAUGAAGCUAGUGAGUGGCUGGAGUUGGCUGCAUGCUUGUGGCAAAAAGUUCUUGCUGGGAAAGUACCCAUGAAAGCCUUGGGAUUGAAGCUCUGGUGUGGCUCCUGUCCUUGAAAAGGGUCAGCCAAGAAGCAGGGAGGUGCUGCCUUGGAGUACUGCUUUGUUCUGCUAAAUUUAAAAAAACUAACAAUAAAGGGGGAAUUAGGCAGAUCCUUUUCUCUUUCUCUCCUUGCUGAGCCACGAUAUCCCUGGGCUGUUGCUAAUGAACUGCUGCUGUUUGGCAGCCAAGUGAUGGCCCAUGUGAAGGAGCUAUCUGAGGGAGAAAGGUCACUCUUGAAAGCAGAUUUUAAGGAAACUUUCUGGUCCAUCAUAACAAUAUCUACAUUUCAUCAGAGCCCAGAAGAACUACUUCACUGCACCUCAUCCUGCACAACGCCCUGCUGCUGCCUCUGGGAUUUCUCACUGCACAGCUGCUACAUUUGUGCCUGCAUUGCAUGGCUGCAACUUUAGCAAAUCCACUGCCUGCCAUUCUAGCAAAGGAAACACAGGAGAUAUGAGUCAAGCUCUCAGACCAUCACCAAAUCACACCCCAGCAUCUUCACACCCAAGAGCAUUCUCUGAUCAGUUCAUCUGAGAUACAUUCAUCCCUCCUACAUCUCCUACCAGCACACUUCAGAGCAUUCCUGCACCAGAAGCACCAUCUUUCUGCUUAUGGCCAAGCCUCUGCAAAUGCUCUGUGCCUGUAACACUAUAACGUGAUAGAAAGUACAGUGAUAACAGUGGGGUGGCAGUCUGUAGUUGCAACAAACGAGGAUGAGCCCAAGCACAGCAGCCACGGAUACAGAAACAAAUGAAGGAAUUUUCUUACCUUUGAAAGGUACUCCAGCAGGCAGGGAUCUCCAGAUGAGAUACCCUCACCACCACUGCCAACCCUUAAAUGAGAUCUGAGAAGGGGUGGAGCAGGAUCUUGUUUACUCAGGUGCAUUGCUUGCACCUGAGCUCCACUGGGUUAACCCUGCCUUCCCCACCUGGUGUUCUAUCACUGAUUCAAACUGUGAUUUAGUGUUCUCACUACAGUACCAGAGCCCAUUCUGCCUCCAGGGGAGAUUUAGACAGGAUAUAAGUGUUUU